AAGUACGUAUUUUUAUUUACAUACAUAACCUUACCUUUUUCCUAGUUAGCUUGGCUCCACCCGUACAUACAACUUAUUUUCACCGAUAAGAACAUCUUCAACUACUAACAUGAUGACGUGUGGAGUUGCCGAUCAAAGAGUGGUGGUUCUCCUCGUUGCUAGCGAGGAGGCGUCAUGACGCUUGGUAGCGCGCGGGUCGCUCCGCGGUAUCAUGGGGCAUAACGGCAAGAAGUCGAUAAGGAACGAGCUUUACUAGGUCACGGUGCGUCGUUCUAAGCCGAAUCGUACGAUGCCAUAUCGUAGAUCAUCAUCAUGGAUGUAGCUGUACCUGUCCGAAUUAUAUUCUGCGACUUGUAGCUGAGAAUCAGGAAGACGCGACGACCUAUUCCACAAGAGCCUGUACGUCCAAACCCACACGCAGAGUCAGAAGCCAUCCGAAAAAACAUCACUUGAGGACAACGCUUCUAUUUUUAAAAGUAAAAAUUAUAGCCACGAGUCCAACUACACCAACUAUCCGAGUAAGAACAGGAAGAUAUUAAUCGGAAUCAACCAAAGCGUCGAGACGCCGGACAUCAUAGAGAUAGACAGUGACAUUUGUCAGGUCCAAGCGCGCGAAGCCGACCUCAAGCUAGGGAUACGAAGAGCGAGCUCUAGGAAAUCUACCGUCCACGAUAUACAUAGCACUCUCAGGAGCGACAACCACAAAGAGACUUCAAGCAUAUCAAAGGAGAGUAUGGAGUAUGCCGCAGGCCCGCAUGACUUUGAUGAGACUUGUAGCGUACGAACGAACGCUGAUAUCAGAAGAUGGAGAGAGAUCGAACCGAAGGCCCUACACCAACAUUAAGGCUAGUUUAUCACCUUCCCAUGGGGAGCGGGCGCAUGAUCCUGUCUGAGAGAGCGAAGGCUCAUCCCUACUUGAGUUCUUAAGGGAGAAGAACCUAAGGGGAGCGCAGGGCAUCUCACUCAGCCUGGAUUAGUGAAAAACUAGCGCUAACAGAGAGCGCCGUGUGGGUCGACGCCGUCAAGAGGGAGCACGAGGGCGUCAUCGUCUAGUAUGGCAUGAGCAUGAUGUGUUGUUGACGAGUCGAUGUACACGUCCAGAGAAAUGCAAUGUGAAGAUAUACUCAAAGAAGAAGAACAAGAAACAAUAUUGAUGGAUCCUACUUAGCAUGGCCAUUACUAAAAUAUCUGCACUUCUCUAUCCUUUACCUACUAUCCGUCCUUUUUCUUUUCCUAGUUCGUUUGGCUCCACCCACAAGAUGAGGUAGAGUUCAUCCAUGCACGUUGCUGAUGAUACCUGAAGAUUGUUAUCGUGGUCUUGUCAAGAACAAUGCUCGGCAAGAACGCAUGAUCAACAGCGUGAUACAUCAUCAUCAGUCGCCCACUGAUCUGACUCUAAGAAAUCAGCAUACGACAAUCAAAACGACCAAUUUCAUAGGGAAGAUUAUGACGACCCUACAUCGGGAGGACCUCUUCGACCACCAGAGAGGUCGGGCGCAAGCUGUGUGCCCUAUGGCAAGUAUCUGUGGCUCUUCGCCGGCUACGGAGGAGGAGGAGGCAGGCUGGAUGAUAUAUGGAGUUAUGAGCUUGGUUGGUAUCUGUAGGUUCUCUGCAUUCAUUCUCCUGCUCUCCCUGUAGAAGAUCAACAUGUUCAGCAACAUCGUUCAUCGUCGCUCUCCCUACUAGAAAAACUUGCACCUCUAAUUAAUAAGAUGCGUUACUCCAUGAGUGGGUACAGCAAUCAAUCAAUCAAUCCGUCGAAAAGUUGUGGAGGUGUGUAGAUCUAGAUUCCUCUGCUCUCCCUGGUGUAGUGAAAUCCUGAACAAACUGUGCAGCAACAUCUCCUAGCUCGCCCGCUCUAACAGCAGUUCGACUUGGGGAAACGGCGGUGGUCGAAGGUCGCACCAAGAGGGGAGAAGAAGCCAAUGCCUAGGGAAAAUAACUCAGCGCUUGUGGUCAAGGGGAAGAUGUACUCCUAUUUGGAUAGUGAUAGUGAACUUGGUGAAGAUGUACCACUACUUGGAUAGUGGGCUUGAUCUUCCUUGAUCCUUGUCAGUGUUUCGAUCCGAUGUUUAGGACAAGCGAAUGCAUUAUGACCCGCCUGUCGAGGACGUGAAUCAUGGAUCGACCAAUCGGGUGUCGAAUUACGGCAAUAACAUUCGUCAUCCACAUCCUCUUUAGGUACGUCUUCGGCGGCUAUUCCGGGUUCACUUGGCUCAACGAUUUUUGGGCUUUCGACUUCAAAGCCAAGACCUGGGAACGAGUGCCCGGCGGGUGUGACGGGCACGUCCCUAGCAUGCGCUUUGGCUAUGUCAGCGCAAGCCAUGCGGAUGAGGUAAUGUUUGUCGUCACUGACGAACUCUGUCUAAUUCAUUGUGAAUGUGAACUACGAUUGUUUUUUUACUAAAUUUGCCAUCAGACGGCCACGAGAAAAAGAGUAUGAUUUCAAGAUGAUGCCGCUCGUCGAAAAUCUCCUCCCCCCAGCGUCGUUAUUGGCCCCCAAUCAAAAAUCAAGAAUCAAUUGUCUUCUACCACGUUCUCGAUUCGAGAACACAAGAUAUAUAUUUUAAAGUUAUCGAGUUAUGUUGUACGCGAUCUUCUCGUUCGCCUCCAACCAACAGGACAUCUUCAUUUUCGGCGGCUACGAUGGCAGUACGUGGCUCAACGAUAUGUCGGAGUUCUCUUUAGCUCAGAAGCGAUGGUCGCGGACGCAAGAAGAUGGCUACGUGCCGACAGGGAGAAGCUGUCCCGCUUGGGCGACGCAUCAGGAGAGCAUCUACCUCUUCGGUGGCUAUGACGGCGUUCAUAGGAUGAACUUAAGGCUAGUACAUCACUUUCCGGGAUGGACUAUGCUGAGUGGAUUCCACUUUGAUGAAGGCACCGGAAUUCCACUUUGAAGGGAGGGAACCCACUCGACCACGGAUCAGCGAAAAGGGAAUCACAUCAGGAAGUGCAAAGAGAAGUAGAGAGUAGUAGUAGUCUAACACCUCAAGAAUAGGUAUAAUCAUUGGCUCCACCACGGAUCAGUUUUCAAAAGGGAACCAAGUCUUGACCAGUGAUAGUCUGAAGAUAGUUGUGUUGUGUUGACCUUUAAUGAACGAUUUCCAUCAAUUCCGCAUGCCAACUAGAACCUGGAGCAGCAUACGAGCAUGCGGACACGUGCCGGCGCCGAGGUAAAGGAAUUUUGUUGUUGAUCUACUCGAUGUACUCGAAUACUCAAAGUAUGCGAGUAGUUAUUGACUGAAAUAUAUAUAAGAGAGUCUUGAUCUUCACAUUCCUCUUGUUUUAAGUAGUUACUCUUGUUUUAAGGAGUUACUCGCUUAUUUCAGUUUUUCCAAUAAGAAUAAGUAAGUAUAAUCGAUGUAGGCAUCCGACACUAGCUCCAAAAAUGCAGAGAGACAAAAUAAGCUCCUUAUUAAGGGAGGUUAUUUUGACAAGAUAACCAUCCGUUAUAACCUCCUUAAACUAGUACAGGUAUUUCCACGCAGCUGUCGUCUAUGCUGAUUCCCUAUUUCUUUUCGGUGGUUAUAGUGGCCACGACCGGUUGAACGACCUCUAUGAGUUCCGCUUCGAUAUCCAAACAUGGUUUUCCAUUCAAGCAGAGGAUCCUCCGACUGGGAGAUCGAGUUUGUUAUGGGACGAUUUUAGUAAAUUUUUAUAUUCAACAGUAGAACUACAAGUUUGAUGUGUUUGAAUAUGUGUUUUUUAUAUAAAUUUCGAACUACACGAAAGGAGCGGUUGUAGAUUCUAGAUUUUGUUGAUCAUUAUAGCACAGGAGACGCUAUGGCUAUUGUUCGUAUAAUUCCUCUUGUUAGAAAACCUUGUUUAUCUUCUACCACCUUAUCUUCUUCUGCCAAAUAAAGUACUUACUUGAUGCAUCAGCAUCACCAGCCCGGUUCUAACGGAAGUAGCCGCUGUGAGCGGGAAUAGUCUCUACGUUUUCGGUGGUUACAACGGGACAACGGUCCUCAACGAUUUCUACGAAUUCAAAUUUGAACCCGUGUCGAUACCACCAUCCCACCUAGUCGAAGACUUGCGGUCCAUCGUAAACAACCCGAUACUAGGAGACGUCACUUUCAAAGUAGAAGGCAUGCCUGUGUAUGCGACGCGGUCCCAUCUAGCUGCAAGAAGUGAUCACUUCAGGGCGCUCUUUUAUGGAGGUAAUUAUUGGAAAUUUAUUUGCUGGAUGAAGGUUUUCUAUGAUGUAGACUGCAAUUCAAGCUCGCCUGCUGUUUUCUGUGCUAAAUAAUAUCUAGACGUGCACCAUGACCCACCACACGUGCACCAUGAACUUGAACCACAACCACUUAAAAAAGACUAUAAUUUUACAGUGAUUUCACUGUACUACUAGCUGUGUAGUCUACUACGUGUCCUCUUCAUCCCCGUAAUAUUUUCAUCAUCAGGUAUGCGCGAGACCAUGAAGCCUGAGGAGGCAAUCGAGAUACCAGACAUCUCCUACGAAGCCUUCGUCACUUUGCUGGAGUAUCUGUACACGGACAUCAUUCCUGACCAUUUGACCACGGACACCGCAGUUGAGCUGCUCAUUGGCGCCGAAAGGUAUCUGCUACAACGUCUCAAAGCCCUUUGUGAGGACCUAAUACGGAAGGGCAUAGAUUUCGACAACGUAGUGCCAAUAUUGCUGACAGCGAAGAAGCACAGAGCGGAUGGACUGAAAGAUAUUUGCCUGGAAUUUUUAAGGGUAGGUUAAAGGUGCUUUUCUUACCGCUUUUUAUGCCUCUCUCAUCCUAAGGGAGAGAGAAAGGCAUAACAAGCGGGGGAACCCGCGAGCACCAAAAACCUACCUCUAAAAUUUAUCGUCCACAAUGAGACGAAGAUGAAGACUUUGCCCAGCUUCAAAGACCUUACUGAAGAUUAAGGCUGUAAGUAGCUAAUGCAUCUUUGACUGCAUCCUUGAAACGUCGUAUGCGGGAGUAUCAGUAUCUCACUACGGUACAACUCUGGCACACUUUUUAAGGAUGCAGCAUUUUGAGAUGUUGAAUUGCGGAGAGCGUUAAGAAGAACCGAUGCUGUUGUACGAUCUGUUGAUGCGGCGAAAAGCCAUCGAAUCUUCAGCCAUGGGAAGAGAUGUAUGGCGGAAUUGGUGUUUAGUAGUGGUCUUCAGUAGCUUUCCUCGUAAUAUCAUCACUGCGAAGGGAGUACAUACUGGAUUCGUGCAGGUAAAUCUCGUUCAGUCAAGAGAAAGUAGUUAUAAAUAUUUCGUCGGGCAGCAUCCUGGAAAAAAUGUGGGUCAUACUAUAUUUUUAGUAUACCGCCCGCCAUAUUAACCCCCUUCGUCUGUUCUUGUGACUGUGAUUUCUGGGCAUGUGCGCCGCACCCCAGCCACACCCCCAAUAUCCUAUCUUCUAUCCCUUCCCCCCUUUCCCUUUCAUCUCCCGGCGCAAUGUCACCUGGCGCCACCUGGUCAACGCCAGAUCAUUCCCCGCAGCAUCAUUAUGCGCGUCCGAGGCCGAGUGGGAGUAUCCUGGACAACAUCAUGUCACGAGGGGUUGGGAAACGGUAGCUGUUGCCUUUCGGGGUUCGGAAAUGGUAAUGCCCAGCAGAAAGUUGGGGAGGUGGUGGAUUAAAUAAAUGUCCUCUAUUAUAUCAAUAUGAGACUCGACUGCAAAAGCAGCAGAGAAUAGUUAGUCCUCACACAUCUGGGGAACAACUCUUCCAUACUAUGACGAUCGUAAUGAUUAUGACAGCAAACUCAAAAUUUUCAGAGUCAUUUUUUGUUGCGUAUAAACGGAUCGGCAAGCGGACCACAGCUUUUUUUUUUCACAAGGUAAAGAUGCUAACAUCAAAUUUGUAGAAGGUAACCAAAGCGAUAGCAACUACAUGGAACCAACCUUUUCCAGAGCAGGGCAACAUAUUUUGUUGUUUAUGAACUACUCAACUCGUUUUCCAAAUCAAUAGUACUAGUACCCAUGCUAUGCCGCGAGUGGUUCUAUAAUUUUUUCCUCAUCAAAGAUAGAAAUAUAUUACACCUAGUACAACUACUAAAGAUGAUCUGGAUAACAAUAUGAUCUGGAUAACAAUAUGAUCCGUUGUUGCGUAGUAGAGUCUGUCAGUCAAAUCCUCCAAGAUGAACAAUUUAGAAGUAGCAAUUCUAGCCGUUGGCCACCGUAGCUCCUGCGCCAGUUCCGGCGACUAUGAUUUUUAUCCGAGAAUCAGAAUCUGACUCAAGCAAUUCUUGACAGAGAUUUUGGAAAAUUGAAAUUUCAAAGCAGAUCUGCUACGGUGGAUUAUAGAUGGUUGUUUCCAACUCAGAGAAAAUGAUAGCUGCCCUCUCUAUGGGGAGAUUUGAAAGAAUGGGAAAUUGUUGACCGACUCGGUCCUGCUUGUGGAGGUC
Messenger RNA from Amoebophrya sp. A25, 6352 nucleotides. Lineage: Eukaryota; Dinophyceae; Syndiniales; Amoebophryaceae. The record is from the annotation of a GenBank genome assembly.